AUGGCGUCCGAGGCCGACACCGACACCUUUCCCUCGGAGCGCCCCUACCGCUCCCACCUCCGCCCGGCGUGUCUGGCCUGCCGGAAGCGCAAGUCUCGGUGUAACGUCGAUCGAAGCGGAGGGACAUGCUUAACCUGCCGAGCCCACGGCACGUCGUGCGAGUUCCCCCCGGCUCCCGUCGGCACCUCUCCGCGGCCAUUGAAGAACGCGUGGAGGAAUGCUCAGGCAACCCGCAAGUCGAGGGACCUGAGCAGUCACCGCCGCUCAUCUUCACCACCCCGGAUAGCAGCCGCAACAACAGCAACAGCAACACAGGUCUCAACCGCCGAGCUUCAUCUUAGCCUCAACCCCCCGGCAGCAACUCAUCUGCCCCUUGCUCAAGCUGACGCUGGGUUGGCGGCCAGGGGGAAAUCGAGGUCUUCGGAUAGGCAGUUCCCUUCGGUAUCAACGCCCCAUGACGCCCGCUACCCUGAGCCCAUCGGCGGCGGCGGCGAGGACGAGGCACACAUCGUGGGGCCGGCCGACAUCGAGGACACCCAGGUCCUGUCCACCUACCUCUCCAAUGACUCGUCGGUCCUCGACAGGAGCAUGCGCACCAGGAUCUCGGGUACCAGCCCGCGAAACGACAACAGAGGCGGCGGCGGCGUCCGGAAACCCGUCGUGUUCACAACGGUGAGGAAGCAGCCGCUGGGCGUGCCGGACGACCGCAACCCGGCGUUUUUGAAAUGCCAGAUCAUCGAGAAGCUGCUGGAGCCCAUGCUGCCAGAUAUUGUCGAGCUGCAAGUCUCUCUCUGUCUUUCUCUCUUUCUCUCCCUCUGUUUCUUCUUCGAGAAACCCAACCGGUGCUUCCCCCUCCUCGACAGACACUCCUUUGAGAGACGCUUCACCGAGGACCGUCGGCACAUCUCGCCCGCCCUGCUGUCGAGUCUUUACGCGCACACCAUGACGUACUGGGCCCAGUCGCCGCGCCUCGCCGUCCAGCACCGCCCGGACACGAGGUUCAUCUGGAACCAGACCAACGACGCGCUGUACUCGGAGAUCCACCUCUCGCCCGGCAUCUCGACGCUGCUGGCCAUCCUGCUCAACAUCGCCGGCCGGCCGCUGACCUCCAUCAUCGGUAACGGCCUCCUGCUGGGCUCGGCCAUCUCGCUGUGCCACUCGCUCGGCCUGAACCGGGACUCGUCCGACUGGGACAUCCCCGAGGCCGAGAAGCUGCUCCGCACCAAGAUCUGGUGGGCCAUCUUUGUGUCGAGUUUGGCGUACGGCACACCGCCCCAGCUGCGAAGCGGCCAGUACGACGUGUCGAUCCCCGGCUUGGAGCAGCUCUGCGGCCCAGCAGCCAACCCGGUCGACUACGAGGCGACGUCGGUCUAUCUCGCCUUCGUCUCGCUCUCCCGGUUCCUCGACAGGUACCUGGAGCACAUCUACGACCUCGACAAGGCGUUGCCCACCGGCCCCUGCGACCUCGAGGUCCUGCUGACGCAGUGGGAAGACUCCCUCGACCCGAGCUUGCGCCGGCGUAUCAUCCGCGGCGGCGACAGGCUCGACAUCCCCGGGUCGGCGAACCUCCGCCUGGCGUAUCUCUACAUCAAGCUGCUCCUCCGCAAGUGGGAGCUGGACGCGGAAAAGGCCGCCAGCGCCGCCGCUACCGCCGACGCCGACGCCGCUCCCGAACACGCGACGUCCUCGUCGAUUCCCAUGCGGUGCUACCUCGAGGUCCGCCGCGCCGCCGAAGAGAUCGUCCUGCUCGUCCAGGAGCUCAAGGACCCCCAGCUCGGCGACUACUGGCUGCCCUUACUCACCUUCGCCUUCACGUCCACGACCAAGUUCCUCCUCCGCUGCGCGCUCGAGACGGAGAACACCAUUGGCGGCAUCGCCCAGAGCAUGUCGCUCAAGCUGGCGCGCGACCUCGUCGACGCCCUGCGCGGCCACCGCCAGAGGGGGUGGGACGUCGGCGACCUCUGCAUCGCGCAGUACUCCGACGUCGUCGAGAAGCUGGCGACGUCCACCUCCGGCGCCGGCCUGGCGGAGCAGCCCGUCGAUGUGCCCGAGCUGCAGGAGUAUCUGUCGACGAGCGUGCCGGACAUUGACGAGCUGUUCCCGAGCCUGUGGGACAUGUUCGGCACCACUUGA
This is a messenger RNA of Colletotrichum higginsianum IMI 349063, 2133 nucleotides long. Its product is annotated as Fungal specific transcription factor. Gene Ontology annotation, cellular component: nucleus. The record is from RefSeq and is a predicted model, not a curated record. Lineage: Eukaryota; Fungi; Ascomycota; Sordariomycetes; Glomerellales; Glomerellaceae. Gene Ontology annotation, molecular function: DNA binding; zinc ion binding; DNA-binding transcription factor activity, RNA polymerase II-specific. Bases 1 to 2133 code for a protein of 710 amino acids. The transcript is spliced from 3 exons. Gene Ontology annotation, biological process: DNA-templated transcription.